GGUGGCGGAGCAACAAACACGGACACGGACACGGAAAAGGAAAUGCUCCUGUCGACGGCCGAAUCGUCGGCCUACUCGGCACAGGAGGUCGCCGCUCGGCUGCGGGUCGAUGUCCGGACCGGGCUCCGGUGGUCCGAGGCCAACAGCCGCACGAAGAUCGUUGGCUACAACGAGCUGAACGCGCUGGAUGACGAACCGCCAUGGAUGAAGUACGUGCAGCAGUUUAAAAACCCGCUGAUAUUGCUACUGCUUGGUUCGGCCGUCGUGAGUGCCUGCAUGCGACAGUUUGACGAUGCAAUCAGCAUUACCAUCGCGAUCAUCAUCGUCGUUACGGUGGCGUUCAUCCAGGAGUAUCGCUCGGAGAAGAGUUUGGAGGAGCUUAAAAAGUUGGUACCUCCGGAGUGUCACUGCCUACGGGAAGGACGACUGGAAACGUUCCUCGCCCGCAACCUGGUGCCGGGCGACAUCGUCUAUCUGAACGUGGGCGAUCGUGUCCCGGCCGAUAUUCGCGUGUUCGAGGCGUUCGACUUGUCGAUCGACGAAUCGAGCUUCACCGGCGAGACGGAGCCGGCGCGCAAGAGCGCUGAGGUGGUGCUGAACGCCAACAACACCAAAAACCACGCCAGCAUGAAGAACAUCGCCUUCAUGGGCACGCUAGUUAGGUGCGGUAAUGGAAAGGGUAUCGUAGUUAGUACGGCCGAAAACAGCGAGUUCGGCGAGGUGUUCAAGAUGAUGCAGGCCGAGGAAGCGCCAAAGACACCGAUGCAAAAAUCGAUGGACAUACUGGGCGCUCAGCUGAGCUUCUACUCCUUCUGCAUUAUCGGCGCCAUCAUGCUGCUCGGCUGGAUCCAGGCCAAACCGCUUGUGGAGAUGUUCACUAUCAGCGUCAGCCUGGCCGUGGCCGCCAUUCCCGAGGGUCUCCCCAUUGUUGUAACGGUGACGCUGGCACUUGGCGUGAUGCGAAUGGCCAAGCGGCAUUGCAUCGUUAAGAAGCUACCGACAGUGGAAACACUCGGCUGCGUGACCGUAAUCUGCUCGGACAAAACCGGUACGAUCACGAAAAACGAAAUGACCGUCACGGUGAUCAUUACGUCCGAUGGGUACAUGGCCGACGUGACCGGUGCCGGGUACAAUGACAACGGUGAAAUUCACAUCCGCGAGUGCAACAGUAUGGACAACGCGAAAACCAGCAUCAGCCAGCUGCUGGAGGCGGGCGUCGUGUGCAACAACGCCAUCAUCCAGAACGACACACUGCUGGGGCAACCGACGGAGGGUGCGCUACUGGCGGCGGCAAUGAAGAACGGCCAGUACUCGGCAGCCGACAACUACCUGCGCAUCCAGGAGUAUCCGUUCAGCUCGGAGCAGAAAAUGAUGGCCGUCAAGGCGGUGCCGAAGUACGCCAACACCAAGGAGGAGAUCUACUUCGUGAAGGGUGCGAUCGAGAUGGUGCUACCGCAGUGCACCAAGUUCUGGUACGGCGGGCAAGCCAUUACGCUCAGCAAGCAGAACGAAGCCGAGUUCCUGCAGGAGGCGUACGAGAUCGGGCGCAAAGGGUUGCGCGUGCUCGCCAUCGCACGGGGUUCGUCCUUCCAGGAUCUGGUCUACAUGGGGCUGGUGGGAAUAACUGACCCGCCGAGACCGCUCGUGCGUGAGUCCAUCGAAAUGCUGCGCGCCAGCGGUGUACUGGUGAAGAUGGUCACCGGAGACUCGCAGGAAACGGCUAUGGCCAUUGCAUCCAAAAUCGGCCUAGAUAUUGUGCACAUGCAAGCCCUGUCCGGCCACGACAUCGAUCAAAUGAGCGAUAUGCAGUUGGAAAAGAUGAUCAAUACGGUGAGCGUGUUCUAUCGUGUCACGCCCAAGCAUAAGCUGGCCAUCGUGAAGGCAUUGCAGCAGAACGGUCACAUUGUUGGCAUGACGGGAGACGGCGUUAACGAUGGUGUCGCGCUGAAGCGAGCCGACAUUGGUAUCGCCAUGGGGAAGAACGGUACGGACGUGUGCAAGGAAGCUGCCGAUAUGAUCCUCGUUGAUGACGAUUUUCACACGAUCAUUGCCGCUAUCGAGGAAGGCAAGGGCAUCUUUUGGAACAUCCGCAACUUUGUACGCUUUCAGCUGAGUACCUCGAUCGCAGCCCUUUCGCUGAUCGCACUCUCGACGCUGAUGGGCAUCUCGAAUCCGCUCAACGCUAUGCAAAUCCUCUGGAUCAACAUCAUCAUGGACGGGCCACCGGCGCAGUCGCUCGGCGUGGAACCGGUCGACCAGGACGUGCUGAAGCAGAAACCGCGCAACGUCAAACAACCGAUGAUCUCGAAGUCGCUGAUCAUCAAUGUGCUACUGUCGGCCGGUAUCAUCAUUCUCGGUACGCUGUGGGUUUUCCAGCGCGAGAUGGCCGACGGGACGGGUGUGACAAGCCGGGACACUACGAUGACGUUCACCUGCUUCGUGCUUUUUGAUAUGUGGAAUGCCCUGAGCUGUCGAUCGCAGACGAAAAGCGUGUUUCAGAUUGGUCUCUUCACGAACAAGAUGUUCCUGCUAGCGGUCGGCUUUUCGCUUCUCGGUCAACUGCUGGUCAUCUACUUUCCUCCGCUGCAGAUGGUGUUCCAAACGGAAGCGCUCUCCGCGAUGGAUCUCCUCUUUCUAGUGUCGCUCACCUCGAGCGUCUUCAUCGUGUCCGAGCUGAAGAAGUGGUUCGAGCGCACCAUGGAGCGACGAAUGUACCGCAAGCGAACCGAGCUCGACUUCGUAUGACAAACGGCUCCCAAAGAUGCUGGAAGAUUGCACAAGGACUAAACAAAAUACUAUCAGAAGCAGAAACAUACAAGAACAAAACUGUAACCGACCGAGAGGAAAAGUGAAACCCCCCAGCGGAACUAGGUGUGGGUCAAACACCCACACAUGGCCGGUUCGGAUCAUAACUCUAUCGAUGUGAUCAGGGAUGCGUGCCGGAUAGAGUAAUUUGGUUGCGAUUACGGUUGCUACUACCGGAGGAGGACUAAACUGAAAGGAAAAGAAAAGCACACACAAUUCUUACCACCGAAAAACGAUGCAGACUCUUGGCGCAAAAGCAACUUAAACGGAACGACCACAAAUUAGACGAUCGACGACAAAUGAACUCGCACGCGCCGGGCUCAAAUUCUGGGCUUUGAUUUUGGCCAUUUUGGAAAAACAUUUACACUGCAUUUAUGUUAGUAUACAAACAAACAACUACAACCAUCUCGUACUCUAUAGGAAACCGAACAAAACGCCUAUCGGUCGAACUAUUGAAGUCACUAAAGUGGAUGAGUCUCAUGAACCCUAAACGACACUUUAACUUUGACGGCAUUAAACGUACGUAUCGCGUAUCCAAAGAACGAUAUUCAAAUGUUUCCACCCAUUUAUACGUUUCCUAAGCGAAUGAAUUUUGAAUUGAUGGCGGUUGGAUAUCAGCAGUAAUAACGAACAUUUAAAAAAAAAUACGGCAAAAGAACAAUGGGAACAAGACAGCAAGUAUCCUUUAGACCUAAAGUAGAGGGAACGGAGAGAGAAAGUAACAGACAACAGCUGUGCAGCUUGCAGGGAACAGCAGAAAAAAGGCGAUGACGAAAAUUGUAACAUGUGAUUUGAAACAUGAAACUAACUAUCCAUAGCCUACUAUCCAUGUAAGCAGUCAUCAUCGAUAGGCGAUGGACCUGUUUUGCACCAGUUUAGUUUACAUUUUCCUUCUGUUCGCCUAGAAUGAUUUUACAUGUUUACUGUAAUUUUAUGUGCGUACUCGUAAUUAUUUGUGCCUUCGCUUUGACUCUUUUUAAAACCUUCUAAAAACCUUCGAUAUUUAAAACCGUUGUGAGCUUCAUCAUUUUAUCAAAUGGAAGAAGAAACAAUCAAAGGAGGAUAACGAUCAACUACACGCCGCUGCAGAAACAGUGAAUCGAUCAUUGGAGAAUAUUCAGUUAAGUAUUAUUAAGCAAACGGCCUAGGUACGAUUUAUGUUAAGUAUUUAAAAACGGUAUAUAAACUGCAAAUCUUUAGAGGACAACACGCUGGCAGCAAGGGCACGUUGAUACCACCACAACCAAGGCUCGGGAAGAAGAGAGGCUGUGCUUUGAAGACAAAUAGAAGACAAUUUUAAAUGGUUUA
Molecule: messenger RNA, 4113 nt
Organism: Anopheles coustani
Lineage: Eukaryota; Metazoa; Arthropoda; Insecta; Diptera; Culicidae
Gene: SPoCk
Product: calcium-transporting ATPase type 2C member 1
Exons: 8
Coding region: 43-2745 (900 amino acids)
Biological process (GO): calcium ion transmembrane transport; manganese ion transport; intracellular calcium ion homeostasis
Cellular component (GO): plasma membrane; endoplasmic reticulum; Golgi membrane
Molecular function (GO): ATP hydrolysis activity; P-type calcium transporter activity; ATP binding
Source: RefSeq, a predicted model, not a curated record